UCCAUUUUCGUUCGGGUUGAUUGCGUGUAAAUAUUUGUGCCGUGCGGUUAGAAAUUUAUAGUUUUAUUUGUGGUUUUGAUUCUAAUCCGUGCUGGCGUACUAAAACUUUCAGCCGGGUUCGUUCUAGUUGUGGCAAGUGCAUUAGCAAUUCCGGUACAGCUUUCGCACAUCUGGUUCGAUUUAGUGUGUGAGGACAAAAUAUGUGAUGCAAAGACCGCACUCUCAAUUCAAAUGCAGUUUUUCCCCGGAAACCCUUGUGCUGCUCAAUGUAGAAGAUAUUUGAAACGACGUUUGAGUGAUCAGAUUUUUAAUUUAUCAGAUUUUGAGCUAGUGCUAGACAAUUCCGAUAAAUUUAGGAGGCGAUUUUCAAUCUAGUCUUUUCGAUGUAGUCCACGUGCUUGUGUGGUGGUUUGCUGGUGGAGCAUGCACAAUUGCUGUCCGGGUAGUUUGAGCGCGAAACAACCCACUAAUAAUCAUACGAGAAUUCGAGCAGAAGAUUUUCAGCCAAAAUGAUGCACGUUUUCUUUCCUUUGACAGCAUCGCUGUGCCGUGUUUGAUUAGCAUUAGAGAGUGUGCGGAAAGUGGACGAGCUUCGUCACGAUAAGAAGUGGGUGCGUGCGCUGUCGCAAAGAUGGUGAUGUUUUGUACCUUAGGUGGCCGAUGGGAGUGCUUCAACAAAGCACUGCAAUUGCAAGGAAAGUAAUCGUACUCCGGUUCAAAUCGGUGAUUCGAUGUGUGUGUAUAAUGGCUAGCAGCAAGUGGUGCAGUGGUGUUAUCGCACGAGCGCUCUCGUUUCCUUGAACCCGAUUCGGUGGUUAAAAAACAACUGUGCUCUAAAAUCGUAAGGCGUGGGCGCGGGGUGGGGUGCAAAUAAAAUCCCCUUCGGAAAACAUAACACUUCCAGAGAAGCAGACCCUCCAAAGCAUGGUUUCCAGCAGUCGCUGUCGAACGGUUCCGAGCGUUCCGAUCCACCGCGUUGGAAGUGAAUCCAUCCGGUCUGUGGACAGCGUGAUGCCCAAGGACGAGAUUGGUGGACUGAACGGUGCAAAGGGCGCUUCGCUGGUCGCCAACAUCGGAAGUUAAUGCAUAGAUAAUACCAUCACAUCAUUCUGCUUGCUGCUGCAAUACUGCCUAGCUGCUAAACUUCAACUACUGCCCUGCAGCGGGAAACAGAACGACCCAUCAUCUGCUGCACACUGGCGCGCAUCCCGCUUGAUACCCGCUGUUAACGUUUGCAUUCCGCACUGUUCGACGGUGUAGUAGCAGUGGUGGCCAAAUGAGUGUUCGACAGGGUGUAAAUUUGGCUGCAAUUGUUAAAUGUGUAGUGAUCGACAGGAUCGCAUUGGAUGCAGUGUAGUGUGGUGCAGCCGUACCCCACCGAAACCGCUGACCAAGGUGUUAUUGGCCCUGUUCGUGAGGAGAGCCGGUGGCAUAUACAGCAACCUUUUGGCCAAUGCAACCAACUCGAUCGGCGGUUGUAUUUCGGUGUUUAAUUCACCGGCCCGUUCUGUUCCUUUCUUUUGGAGUGGUUAAUUUGGAUUGUUUGCUUUAAGCGCCUCAUUUCCGUAUCCCAUUGGUUGUUUGAGUUUGCCGAAAAAUUUAGUUACAGUUUACAAUUUAUUAUUGCAUUGCGUCGUUGUAAUUUAAAAACUGUGCGUGUGUGUGUAUGUGUGUACUGAAUCAAGCCACCAUAAUCAACACACGCCGUUUUGAUUUGGUUAUGCGCGGAUUGAGCCAUUUCUUUUGCCAUUAGCACACAACACGUAGCAUUUGUUCAUUAUUUGUGCUCGCAAUUGUUUUAAGUUUGUGUUUGGAUGGGUAGAAACUCCCUCAGAAUGGAUGAGAAGGAAGUGAACUUUUUGCCGAAACCGAAGAUACCGAAGGUGGGAUGCUUCCGUGCGGUCUGUGAUCGCAUCCCAGCCCGGUUGGUGCUGUACUUCCUGUCCUGGUCCGGGUUUCUGGUAUCGUUUGUAAUGCGCAACGAUAUCAACUUUGCCCUGGUGGCGAUGGUGCAGGAUCCGAGCGCGAACGCAACCGGCAGCGAUCACUGUAACACGCUCGUGAACGAUAUGCCCUCCCUGGAGGAGGGCGACAACUACAACUACACGCUGUCGGUGGCCAACGCUACCACCACCGUGCUGCUGGACGGGCCCGCGUCCAUCGACGACAUCAAGUUUGACUGGGACUCGACCGUGCAGGCCGUGAUCAAAUCGUCCUUCUACUGGUGCUACGUACUGUCGCAGGUGGUCGGAGGCGUUGCUACCCAGUACUUCGGCACGAAGAAUGUGUUCGGAUGGUCCCAGUUUCUGACGGCGGCCUGCAGCUUGCUGAUACCGCACGCGGCCGAUCUGCACUACGGUGCGGUGAUUCUGCUGCGCUCGGUGCAAGGCUUCGCCAGCGGGCUCACCUGGCCAGCCAUGUACGCGAUCGUGGGCUACUGGAUACCGCCGGUCGAGCGGAGCCGCUUCAUGAGCAGCUUCCAGGGCUUCAGCAUCGGCAUCGGGCUGACGUACCCGCUGUGCGGGUUCAUCAUUGCUCACUUCGGGUGGCGCCAUGUGUUCUACACGACCGGCACGAUCGGCAUGGUGUGGUGCGUAUUCUGGUACCUGCUGGCGUACAACACACCGCAGGAGCAUCCGCGCAUCACGCCCGAGGAGCUGGAGUACAUCGAGCUGAACGUCAGCGAGGACAUUAAGAAUGGGCAGGGAAUGCGGGUGCCGUGGCGCCGCAUCUUCACCUCGAUGCCGGUAUGGGCCAUCGGGCUGACCACGUUCGGGCGCAUCUGGGUGCACUACACGUUCAUCAUGUCCGGGCCGGAGUACAUGCAGAAGAUCUUCUGCUUCGACAUCCAGCAGAACGGACUGCUGUCCGGUGCGCCAUUCCUCUGCUCCUAUCUGUCCUCCGUGCUGUUCUGCUACGUGGCGGAUCUGCUGAUGGACAACAAAACGCUGACGCUCACCAACGUACGCAAGCUGUUCACCGCCCUGUCCCAGAUCGUGCCCGGCGUGUUGGUGCUGCUGGUCGGGUACCUCGGCUAUCAGAUCGUGACGGUACUGAUACUGUGGUUCAUCGCAGUCACCUUCAUCACGGCGUCCUACGCCGGCGCAAUGGCCAACAUCGUCGAUAUUGCCCCGAACCUGGCCGGACCUGUGCUGGCUUUUGCUCAGACCAUUCACAUGACCGCUUCCUUCCUACAGCCGCUCGUGACCGGCUUCAUGGUGACUGAUUCGCAAAACAUCAACCAAUGGCUGCACGUGUUUGGCGUGUCGUCGGUGGUGGCCAUCAGUACGUACCUUAUUUACCAGGUGUUUGGCACGGCCGAGAUACAGUCGUGGAACUAUCCGGUGCCCGAUCCGGAGGUAACGUCCUCAGACGAUUCGGCUGUCAUCGCCAACCAGCCAAUGAUAAAGGUGGAACCAGGACUUAAGUUUGACGACGACGAGGACGAUGACGAUUGAGGAACCAGCCUGCACGCGGUCGCGGCGCAAUAGGAUAGGAAUAUCGUUCUUUCUGUGGCACUUCUGUGACAACAAUUAUUAACACUUAACGUUUGUAGCCAAGUUACUUGUAUGGCAAAGUGAAGUAGUGAAGGAGGUGCAACAAAAAUUCCACUUAAAAUGUAAUUUAACUAGAAUUGGUACUCGGUGCGGGCGGGUGGGCGGGAGAAGUGUGUACCAUGCUGGAAGCAGAGAAACAUGUGAUUAAUUGAAUAAGCGACGAAGCGAAAGGAUAAGAAAUCAACGUUGAACAGAUGGGUGUGAAAUGAAACAAGAAAUCAGGGAAAACAUAGAAUGUGGCACUUGUACGUGUUCACGUGUAUGUGUGUGGAUGUUGAUGCAAAAGCAAGCAUCUCUCUGUAUGCAGGAAUGUACAUGAAAGCGUUAUCCAGAGGAUACUUGGAUGUAGUAAAACACACACAUACAUACACAAGAAAGUUAAAUCUGGAAACCAAAAACAGAUUGGUUAAUCGUUAACAUAGAUGCAUAAUGAAGCGGGGGUGCGUACAAUUAUAUCCUCAAUUUGAUAUAGAAUGAUGAAUGAUUCGAUACAAAAAUGAAGGUAAAUUAAGGGAUAAAAAUUUUAACGUCCGUUUAGAAUAUAACAUGCAAGCUGGAAAGGGAAACAAAUGUCAAAAACACGGACACACACCACACCACACACUCCGGCUAUAUGAAAUCGGUACACUCUCCUAAAGGGAGAUUCGUUUCUUACAUUGCCAUUUGACGUAAUUUCAAAGGUGUUUUUGUGUUGUUUUGUUUUGUUUCGUGUACGAUUAAGUUGGACCCGUAUUGUUGUUUUCUUCUUUUAUGUGAGUUAGUUUAAUGGUCAGUUUUCUCUACUUCGAUUGCGCAUCGUUUGUUUCGGUUAGGCUUAGUAUAUUCUUUUUUCAGCAACCAGACAGCAUUAUACAAUACUUUAGUUUAGUUUAGCGGUGUGUACACAUAUAACGGACAUAUUAUGGGCGUAAACAUUUAUAAAAAUUAGGAUUAAUCGUUUAGAAUUGUUAUCACACCCGCUGGGCCAUGCAAUCGUCGUCUUAUUGUUGCAAUCGUUGCACGGACAAUAAGCACCUAUGCGGUUCCAUUAAAUCGAAGCCAAUUGUGGGAAAACGAAAAAAAAACAAACAAACAAAUCGCAUCUACAUAUAUAUAAACUUUUUCAAUAUCUGGCGCUCUCCUUUCCCUCUCCCGGGAUUAACUCUGUUAAACUACACGUGCCUAUAUGAAAAACGAAAAAAAAGUGGAAUUUCUUUCGUUGCAGAAACACACUGCAAAGGAUACUUUUCAUCCCGAAUAGAAAGGUUCUUCGAUUUCCAUAGAGAGGGAGUGAAUGAUAAUAGACUAUAUAACGAAAAACCAACAGUGAGGCAAGAACCCUCCUAAUGCGCAUCCAUUGAACUUUCCGUGCAAAAUUUAAGAAUCUUACAAAUAGCGGCCCGAGCGUAGUAAGCGUUGGAAUGUAACCAUUCUGCCGUUUCUGUUUAUGACUUACCACCAACCAUACCAACACAAUGCAACACUGAAGAACGCGUUAUAUUCGUGUUAGUGUGCGUAGAGCAGGGCAAAUACUUACCGACGAUUGUUCAUUGGUGGUACGGUGGUGUGUGUGGGUAUGUGUUGCUGAUGCUGUUGGUACCAUUUGUGAUCUCAGUCGAAUGUUUCAAGUUUCAACCACUAAAUGGGGCAAACACACACACACACACACGCAUCCUUCGGAACGUCUUACUACCAUUACCUAACUUACCUUAUGAAUAAUAGCAAUAGUUUAGAGUUAUUGAAUCAUUGUCAUUGAAUGGAAUCCCAUUUACCCACAAACUGUAUGAACGAAACAUUGUAGAAACGCCGACCAGGCUAGAGUGGUACACGAAAUUCAAACAUACAAACAAACAAACAUAGAAAAAAUAUAUAUCGAACCAAUCAA
Molecule: messenger RNA, 5421 nt
Organism: Anopheles merus
Lineage: Eukaryota; Metazoa; Arthropoda; Insecta; Diptera; Culicidae
Product: vesicular glutamate transporter 3-like
Exons: 4
Coding region: 1815-3458 (547 amino acids)
Biological process (GO): transmembrane transport; monoatomic anion transport
Cellular component (GO): plasma membrane
Molecular function (GO): transmembrane transporter activity
Source: RefSeq, a predicted model, not a curated record